Dermacentor silvarum is the source of this 1025-nucleotide messenger RNA. RefSeq lists its product as uncharacterized. The record is from RefSeq and is a predicted model, not a curated record. NCBI's taxonomy places the organism in Eukaryota, Metazoa, Arthropoda, Arachnida, Ixodida, Ixodidae. The coding region runs from base 72 to 1025 and encodes 317 amino acids. The transcript has 4 exons.
GAGACAAGCCAAGCUUUUUCGCGGCGUUCGCGCCGAUUUUGUGUUCAGGCGAGCAGCAGCAAGGGAAGAGAAUGCCGUCAAGCAUCUUGUGGAAUCGCCGCCUUUUGGCUACUCUUUCAUGGCAAGAAAUAGACGAUCUGAUGCUCACAACCCGCGAGCGGUGGCUUUUGAAAGGUGACUGCAGCCUUGACGACAUAGAAUACCGCAUAAGGCGCGAUCGUGAAAGCGAGCUGCUGCGAUACCGCUCGCGCAACGGACUCCUCGAUGUGGACCAAGUGGAGCCGACGUUGUUUCGACAACAAUUCCGCUUCGAGAAACGAGAUCUGAGUGAACUUGUUCGUCUGCUGCUGAUCCCCGACAAAAUAUGCAGUGCUCAAAAAGUGACGGUGGUCGGCCGUGAUGCACUGUGCCUUUUGCUCCGGCGGCUCGCCUAUCCAAACAGAUGGUGUGACCUGCAAGAAAUAUUUGGGUUGCACACGUCAGUUAUGUCAAGCGUGAGCUCGCAAGUGGUAACGCACAUAACGGCAACGUUCGGACACUUGUUGGAGGACAUGAACAACCACUCCUGGCUAUCUUCAGAAUGCUUGAGGGAUUUCGCAGAUGCUGUGAGAAGAAAAGGUGCAACACUGGACAACUGCUGGGCGUUCAUUGAUGGCACUGCCCGCGCAAUAUGCCGCCCGAAACGGAACCAACAGGCCUAUUUUUCGGGCCACAAAAGGGUACACUGUGUGAAAUAUCAGUCCCUAAUGUGCCCAAAUGGCAUUGUAUGCCAAUUAGAUGGGCACUACCCUGGACGACGGCAUGAUGCAGGAAUCCUUCGAGACAGUGGCCUAUAUGCAAAGUUGGAGCGCCUGGUCAACGGCCAAGACUUUGUAAUAUAUGGCGACCCAGCCUAUCCGCUGCUGCCAUUGAUCAUGAAGCCCUAUACUGCAGCUCAGCCCGAGUCCGUUCUUCUUCCCACGCCAGCCUCCUCUCUUCAAGAGCCAAACGCCUGGCCUCCAUGGCGCACUCCUUUUCUUUCAUGA